Aspergillus candidus is the source of this 1830-nucleotide messenger RNA. Its product is annotated as fungal specific transcription factor domain-containing protein. Gene Ontology annotation, molecular function: transcription cis-regulatory region binding; DNA-binding transcription factor activity, RNA polymerase II-specific. Gene Ontology annotation, biological process: regulation of DNA-templated transcription. The transcript is spliced from 6 exons. Bases 1 to 1830 code for a protein of 609 amino acids. Gene Ontology annotation, cellular component: nucleus. The record is from RefSeq and is a predicted model, not a curated record. Lineage: Eukaryota; Fungi; Ascomycota; Eurotiomycetes; Eurotiales; Aspergillaceae.
AUGCAGACGGAGUGUGUCAUCUCCGACCCAUUUCGGAGAGAGCAUAAGCGUCGGCGGAUGUCCGAACUGCAGCACGAAACCAAUGAGCUGCGACGGAAAUUGAGGUCCUCGAGCGCCUCAGACGUUCAACAGUCGCCCAUUGCAAUGUUGACCGUCGCAGCGGAGAUGGGCGUCCAUGGUUCCAGCAGCGGCACUGACCUGCCACUGACCCCUCAGUCGCAUAUAGUCCCGCCUGUGUCCUACCAUCAACGACAAACAACGCCCAGCAAUGGUGGUAUUGAACCGUCUUUGACGAGGAUGGUGGGACAGAUCAUGCCAGCGGACUACGCUCUUGACCCAACCGAGUCGCGCGCCCUCGAUAACAUUGAUUUGUCAGGCAGCGAAAUUAAUGAGCUCUUUGAAUUGUUCUUCCAGCAGUAUGCCCAUUUUCUGCCCAUAUUGGAUCCACAAUCAACACCCAACGCCUAUUAUACGCAGUCGCCAUUCUUAUUUUGGGCUAUCAUCGGUGUAGGAUGCAGAACCUAUGCCAAAAAUCCGACACUGCUCACGGCUCUUGCGGCUGGUAUCAUUGACAAGGCAUUGCUCUCGGUGGGGUCAACAUUGAUUCCGUGGCAAACUAUCCAAGGUCUCUUGUUGUUGUUGACUUGGCCUUUUCCCAAAGACCCUGCCAGGCCGGAUCUGACGUUCAUAUUGAGCGGGUUGCUUCUCCAUAUUGCUAUGCAGCAUGGAUUGCAUAUUCCAAUGUCCAGCCACGAAUUUUCCAAAAUCAAGCUUCCUACCCCUUCUGAAACCGACAUGGUUCGGAGAUCUGAGCUUUGGGCACAUUGUGUGAUUACAUAUCAGCGGUCCUGCAUGAUCAAAGGGCAAGCACCUCGGUCGUUGGUAGACUUCGAGCAUGAUCUUGGCCAACGUCAAUCUCUCUUUCGCAGAAUCGAGCCGUCCUUGAUUCUGCAAAUGAAGUGCCAGGAUGUGAUUGCUCGAUGCAGUGGAGCCGUACAGGAAAUCGGCGUACGAGCCAUGACGACCCACCAGGAGAAAGCCUUGGAUAUCCUUUUGCGCGAAUUUGAAAACCAGGUGAUUGACUUGGGUGUCCAUACAGACUCAGCAAACGACCGCCUUCAUAUCAGCGUGUGCCGACUCAGUGUGCAAGCAUUCCAUUUUUUCAAAGACCACACAAUCGUCACCACGAAUUGCCUUCCUCGACUGGUGAAUACGUCCUGUGUCGUCAUAGAUGCUACCGACCAUUUGUCUCAGAGUCUCGGUGGCCUCGCCAAUGCGCCCCAGCCGGUUUUCUUCGGUCUUCUCCUCUCCGCCAUUACUCUUCUCCGUAUCAUCAAGGUGUUUUCUUCACAAAGCUUAUCUCUAGAGCGCGCUAGGUCCGGCUAUUUUACUGCAAUCAACCUGCUCAAACUCAUGUCAGUAGACAACAACGACACCUCGGCGAAGACUGUGCAUAUCUUAAACCAACUUUGGAAUAGCCAAAAGGCAUUCCGCAGGCCAGAUGGGACGAUAUGCACCGUACUUCGGAUUCGGAGCCGUCUAGCUCUAAGCCCCGUUGUCGACGCAGUGUGGUGGUGGCGAGACGAGUAUGACAUCCAAGGCCGAGCCGUUAAUCCAUCGCAAAGCGUUGGAUCAGAUGGUAACCCCACAAGUCACAAGGCCACGCGUGUAAGCGGCGGUGCGAUACCUAAUCUACCUGAGCGACAGGAGCCAAUCCUAUUUGAUGAACAGUUUCUCGCGGAUUUCGAAUGGGCGUUAUGCGAUAAUGGCAUUCUAGUUCCUACCGAGCCUUUUGGGUUGACACUGCCGUCCACCGGGGCGGUUUUAUGA